Molecule: messenger RNA, 7253 nt
Organism: Styela clava
Lineage: Eukaryota; Metazoa; Chordata; Ascidiacea; Stolidobranchia; Styelidae
Source: RefSeq, a predicted model, not a curated record
CUCAAGGAUGUCACAGAAGAAUUUCCCAAACAGUGUAUUUUAACAGAAGAACUGACCAGGGAGGCAUUGCCUGAUGAAAAAACAACAAUGUAUCUUGAUGCAUUAAAAGCCCGUGUUAAACGAGAGAAGGAAGAAAAACUGGAACAAGAGCGACUGAAAAAAAUGGAAGAAGAAAAAAGAAAACAGAAGGAAGAGGAGUAAAUUAGAAGGAAGGAAGAAAUGGAAAAGACCGAAAAAGAAAGAAAGGAACAACAGGAAAAGGCCGAAAAGGAAGAACAGGAAAAAGCUGAAAACUCAAAAGACAUGGAAAUUGGAACUGAAAAACCAGAAGAAACCUCUACAACCACUCCUGAAGACCAGAAACCAGAUAUUACUGUUACAAAAACCAACACAGACCAAUCUGAUGUACCAACCAGCACCAUUCAAACCAUUCCAGAGAUUAAGGAAGAAAUUCCGAAACCAUUAGACAAAGAAACCAUCCCAGUUCCUGCAAGUUCUACCGGCGAAGGGUCACAACCUUUAACCCCAAAUGCAACAGGGUCACAGCUUUCAACCCCAAAUGCAACAGGGUCACAACCUUUGACCCCUGUUAAACCAGAAUUGCAAACAGCAAUAGAAAGCAUCACAGAGCCUCAACCAACAAACCCAAUUACUGUGGGGUCACAGCCUUUAACCCCUAAAGCUUCAGAAUCAUCACCUUUGGCCCCCGAACUUGCAGGGUCACAACCUUUGACCCCAAAGAUAAUGACUUCUCAACCUGUUACUUCUACUUUAUCUGCUUUGAAAUCUUUGACGCAAUCAGUCUCAGGAUCGCAAUCAUUGACCCCAUCAGUAUCAAGGUCACAACCUUUGACCCCUGUGGUACUGAGUAGUACCCCUACAAGACCAGCAAUUACUUUGACCCCAAGAGGAGCCAUAAAUCCUGUCCUAACUCCGAAGCUGAUCCAGGGAGGUCAAGGAAAGAACAUACAGGUUAUUAAAUUGAACCAAAAGCCAGUCCAAUCCAACAUCUCUCAGUUGAAGACAUUAUUUGUGUUGAACAAAGACGGAUCAAAAACUCAAAUAACUCUGGGACCCGCAGGGAAACUCAUGCCUGCUAAUGCUACAGGUAAUGCUCCAACCCAACUCAAUCGACAGAUCCUGGUUUUGAACUCAGCGAAGGUGGCUUUGCCUAAAGUUAACAGAGAAUUGAAGAAACUUGAGUUCACAGGAGCAGGACCUAAGACAUUGAAUACGACACCAACCACGCAUCAUAUAAUCAGCACACCUCAUCAGCUGAGACGGGGGAAGCCCAUGCCCGCGACUCCUACAACACCAUCACAGACUCCAGUCACCAUUAAAGAAGAACCAAAACCAAAGAAGAUAUUGACGCACGAUGAGGAGGCGGAAUCAUAUUUUAGACUAGGAGAAGACAAAGCGUAUCGUCAGUAUGUGAACCAUUAUACAGAAAACAAUCUUGCUCUGAAUAAACUUCAACACAAAGAAGAGAGGGAUAGAGAGAGAUAUUUGUCGUAUAAAUUCUCAUUGUUCGGGGAGGGACAAUUCAAAUGGAUCGGAGACACUAUGGGGAAUGAGAAAUCCAUGCUGGAGACACUUCGUAGCACUUUGAUGCAUCUGGAACACCAAAUACCUUUAUGCUUUAUGCAUACAAAAUGGGAAAGGUAUAGAAAAGCUUGGGGAAAGAUUGUGCUUGGAUGUGACACUCCACAGAACUUUGCUGCCGCUCUCGGAAUUCUUGAGAUGGCGACAAGAAACGUCGUGAAACGAUCGGUUUGGAGAGUUUCGAACGGAUUACCGAAAAUGAAACGAGUGUCUGUUACCGAUAAAGAAGAAUGGGAUAAGAAGAGAAAACACAAGUUACGAGCGGACGAAGAAGAAUCGAAUAGAAAUGCUGUUUGGUGCAAAUAUACAUUCCCUAUCAAGAGUUCAUUGGUGUGGAAAGUUCGUGGUGAAGAAUACCGGAUGACUGGUUAUGGAGGUUGGAUUUGGGUUUCAACAACGAGACUGUCUAAAACCCGUCCGUACACUCCAAAACCAUUCACACUGGUUCAUGAAAUGAGCAAGGAUGCUACUCCCACUACAAAUGAAAAACCAGUUAAGAUGGAAGUCGACACUCCAGAGAAAAAAGAAACUGUUCCAGUCCUCCCCGAUAUUGACACAGACUCAGAAAAAUCAACAUCGACUACCAGCACUACGACAACAAAGUCCGCAGAUUUAACCGAAGAAAAAACAAUUUUCGAUUCAUUGGUGCAAGAGGCUUCUUCUCAAUCAAAACCCAUUGUGACAUCAAGUGAGACUACUGUGACAUCACAAUCUGAGUCAGAUACAGUGACAACCACAGCUAUACCCACUGUGACAUCACAAUCUAAAAGUCCUUCUGAGCUUUAUGACUCUAUAAUUAACUCAUGUGAUGUCAUAAAUGUAUCUGAGAACCUUUUGAAACGUACUCCCAUAUACAACAAGAAAUGGUCGGCUUCCAAAGUGGAUAUAUUAUUAGGAUGGAGAAUGGUGCAAAAGGAGAAAGAAGCUGAAAAAGCUGAAGUUAAGGCUGUUACCAAUAGCGACAGCACCACAAGUGAACCUAAACCAGUUGCCGUAGUAACAAAAUCAAUAACCACAACAACAAAUGUAAAAGCACCUACUGAUGUCACCAUGGCAACUUCAGUUGCCGUGAGCAACAAACCGAAUGACAUUGUUAAAGACUCUGUUGCUAUGGAGACUAAUAAAACAUCGCAGACAACAACCAAUUCUGUCACUAUGGCAACUAAUGAAAACAAACAUCUCGUUGAAGAGAACAAAGAGGAUUCAGAAAUUGAUGUGGUUGGUGGUAUGCAAGGGGUUAAUUCUGGGAAGAUUCUCGAAGGCACCAGUACGAUGCCACUGCUAGAUAAAAUCCCUUGUAUUAAAGAGGAAUUACAAAGUGACAUUGAAGCCAUGCCACAGCAAGUCAAUGAACCUAUGGAAAUUGAUCCUCCUGUCAGUGCAGAUGCCACAAGUACAGUAAAAACCAAUUCUGUUCCCACGGCAGUGAACGGUGCCACAACCAGUACCAAAUUUGAAAUACCGCAAAUAUCUGAAUCAGAUCUCAACACUGGGGACGGUGACACCAAAUUAGACCCUAACAUUCCAAAUUCCAUUCCCGCUGUAACUGAUUUUGUUGAUGCCACAACUGAUUCUGUAGAUACCACAACUAAUUCUGUUAAUGCCACACCUGAUCCUGUUGAUGUCACAGCCAAUCCUAAUCAUGCCAAAGGCAAUCCUAUUUGUGCCACAACCGAAACUGAAAACCAUGUGGAGACUGAGACUAUAACUUCUACUGAUGACUCCCUUACCAAACCAGAUGCCAUUACCAAUUCAUUUGAUGCCACGACCAAUGGUAUCAGCGCAGACACCAUAACUACAGAAGACACCACUGAAUCUGUCGAUAGUAUCGUUGAGACCACUCAGACCAAUAUGGUCAGCGAAGACCAGAAAGUAACAGUUAUCGAGACCAUAACCACGACCGUAACCAAAACUACCACCCUCAGUAAAACCAUUAUAAGUACCAGCACUCAGGAACCAAUUAGCAGUACAUCUGUAAUCGGCUCAACUGGUGCUCUCCUCACUAAACCUGAACUGAAGGAUGAUAAAGAUAGUGGCAUUGGAGUUAUGCCACAAAAAGCAAAUGUUGUCACUAACAAUGAUGCCAAUCCCUCUGUUGAAGAUGGUACCAAUUCAAUAGAAGUUGCCAAAAAUAGUGAAACUGAAGUCACGCCACAAUUUGUACAAGAUGCCACAAAAAGUGAAAGCAGGGCCAUUGAAGUCAUGUCACAAUCCAUACAAGAUGCCACAGGAAGCGGUGCCAUUGGAGUCAUGUCAAAAUCAGUACAAGAUGCCGCAAAAAGUGAAAUAAGUGCCUAUGAAACCUUGCCAUCACAGCAGGUACAAGAUACCAUGAAAAGUGAAAGUAUUGCAAGUGAUUCCACACCACAAUCAGUACAAGAUGCCACAAAAAGUGAAUCCACGCCACAAUCAUCCCGAAGUGCCUCACCAAAUGUUAAAGAACCCAUUAUCUCUCUGCCACGAAUUACCACAAAGUCAGGAAUCAAGGCAGCCUUAAUGGUCACCAACGUCCAUAAAUCAAAAGUUUUGAUGUCACGAAUGUCACGGCAAAGACGAGUGAGACGUCAAAAUAAUAACGGCGUCCUAUCAUCAACACAAACUGUUUGGAAAUUGCAACGAUACCGAAAAACAUCGUCCACACUGAAAAAAGAAAGUGCUAUGAAGCUCCCGUUGCCAUGGAAAUUUACAUCUGGGAAAUUGAGAAAGAAAAGUAUUUUCAGGCUACCAGCAUCUGUUACUCGAAAGUUAGCAAUCAGCGGAGGUCAGUGGGCUUACAGACGUGGAUUUACGUUCGGUGCAAAAUGGUUUUCAGGUCUUGAGCAAUAUUGGUUCUACCCCUGUCCUCGGCCGACGUUCAGUCUAACAUGGAGAUACAAACUUCAGAACGUCAACACAUUUGGUGCAGUCGCUCAUCUUAUCAGAAUAUUCUGGCACGCGAUUAAGUGGGAUAGGAUGACUAUGAGGCCUCAGAAUGAUGAUGUUGUCAAUUCUGUAACAACUGAUGAUGAAAUAAUAACAACAGAACUACUCAAGCGUAAAGACAAUUUAUCGACUGGACUGCAUUCGGAAUAUUACGUUCGUCGCAUAACAAUGCCGAUAACUGACCCAGAAGAAGAGGCUCUUAAAGCUAUUAAACCUGCUGAAGGCUACACUCCAUCUCGUAAAGGUCUUCGAUCUAGUAGGCGCUCGUUCACAGCACGAGAAAAUAAAAAAGAAACCGGACCCCAAGUCCAAAUGUUGUGGGUGCCUGAGGAAGAAGUAGAAUUGUGGCAGAUAAGACAGUUUGAUAUCCUGUUGAAACAACAGCAAAAUCGUACUCGGCCUUCAGCUACUACAACACCAUCUGCGACGUUCCUUCAAUCCGAAGUGAAUACUUUUAUCACAACGCCCUCCGGUGGAAUUCUACCAACGUUACAAAACCUUAAACCUUCAAGAAGUGAUCUGUCUACAUCUGGACCUGGGUUCAAUAUCGUGAAAUUGCCUCUUCAUCAGAACGCUCAAAUAUUACAGAAAUCUUUAAACAGUGGGAAGACAUUGAUUGGGAAAUCCCCAGUCUCAAAGAUUGUCGUGCAUCCUGGAACUGCCCAAUUCACACCAUACAAGCAAAUUGGUGGCUCAAACGUUUCAUCUCAGCAGACUAUUGUUCGUUCGACUCCGUCUGGAACUCAUUACAUUGUGCAGGGAGGAAAAUUGGUCAAACCUAUCAUGAUUAAAGCAAGUUCACCCGCAAUUGUAUCUCCUAUUCAGCCAAGGUCUCAACAUCCUUCAAUAAGAUUAAGUGAUGGCUCCCAUGCGAUCAAAUUCAACCAACAGUCCCCAAUGUUACCCAGCCCUGCAACGAUCGCACCGAGGCCCCCUGCCCCGAGUCAACAAACACAGAUCAAACUAACCACAUCACAGCUCUCUCAGUUGAUGAAAGUUGGGGCUGCAACCCCCGUUCGUGUGUCUGUUACCCUUGGAAAUGGGAGAACUGGUAUUGGGCAAAUCCAGCUCAUCCCUCCAGGAUCCCAAGUCACCCCUUCAUCAGGACAACAGCUGAUGCAGACUAGAGUUGGCGGGGAGGUCAAGAAGUUCUUGUUUACGCUGAUUUCUGAGACUAUACCACCACCUACUCCAGUGUCGCCUCCUGUCAAUGAAGUUAGUCUCAAAUCAGCCUCAUUAUCACAACGACUUCAACAAAUCCAAAAACAUCAAUUCAUGCCAGGGAGGAACAAAAAUACGGAAAUGAAACGAUUGAUGACAGACAAAGACCCAUUAUGGGGAAGCAAGCCUCAAUCUGCGGAACGUACUCCAACAAUCUCCUCCCACCAUCAACAUCGUCAUGACAAUGUAGAGCGACCGAGGCCGAAACCUCUCAGUAGAAUCAGAAAAGAAGAAGGAAUGAGGCAAACUGUUGUGAUGCAAGUGAUGAAAUCAAUCCUGGACAGAAUAGAAAGAAAAGAAGAACUGGAAAACAGGAAAAGAAAAAGGGAGGAAGCUUUACUGAAACAGAAGGAAAGAAAAGAACAAACAGAGCAGAUGAAAGUUCACAACCGUCAAACCCAGAUUCUUCACAAACAUCGAGAUCAUCUCAAGCAAGAUAUUCUCAAAAGAAGAGCAGUCGUUGAGAAAUACUUAACACAUGCUGCUAAGAACGAGCUACGUGAGGAUUUACGCAAACACCGCAGAAAUGUGACCGAAUCAACAGGGGCACCAGUUUCUAAACGACCAAAGAAAACAUCAGGAAACGCUAUCGUAACAAGUGCUGUCCUGACAGAGAACAAUUCAAAACGACCAAUCAAAGAAGGCAAAGGAAAUCAACAACCAAUCAUAAAGAAGCGUCGCGAAACUAUGUCCCCGCCUCCCGAACCUAAAAAAACGAAAAUGAUAAACACGCAAUCUAAGAAGAAAGAUACAAAGCUAUACUGCAUAUGUAAGACGCAGUAUGAUCCUACAAAAUUCUACAUCGGCUGUGAUCUGUGUCUUAACUGGUUCCAUGGUACGUGCGUUGGCAUCCCUGAGACACGAGCUAAGUCAAUGAACGAGUGGAUAUGUGAGGAAUGUCAGAAAGCAAAGGAAGAACCUGCACAAGAGCUGUAUUGUAUAUGUAGGACACCGUAUGAUGAUUCUAUGUUUUACAUUGGUUGUGACAUCUGCCAAGAUUGGUAUCAUGGUGAUUGCGUUGGAAUCUCUGAAAAGGACGCAGAUAAGAUAGAGUUCUACACAUGCCCUCGGUGUAAAAACAAGAAGAAGGGUGCCAGCUCAGCCGUUGCAGAAAAUUUACUCACGCCUUCGGACCAUAUUGCUUUAACAAAGAUUAUUAGAUCACUAAGGGCCCACAAGAUGGCUUGGCCGUUCCUUCAACCAGUCAGUAAAUACGAAGUCCCGAAUUAUUACAAAGUAAUAAAGAAGCCAAUGGAUCUUGGUACCGUCAUGAACAAGCUACCGUCGUACACGCUGCUUUCGGAGCUGAUGGGGGACAUAUCGUUAAUUUUCGAUAACUGCCGAAUGUUCAACGGAGCGGACUCUGCUCUCGCAAAGUGUGCGGAAAUUGUUGAGUCUGUUUUUGUUGGAAAAAUAAGAGAAUACAGAUCGAGAAGAAAAAGCAAAUGAAGGUCAUUACAAGGUCAAGGACAUUUUCCAAGGUCAUUCCAAUAAAUACAAACAUUUGG